This is a messenger RNA of Polyodon spathula (Mississippi paddlefish), 1678 nucleotides long. RefSeq names its product protein FAM43B-like. The transcript has a single exon. Lineage: Eukaryota; Metazoa; Chordata; Actinopteri; Acipenseriformes; Polyodontidae. The coding region runs from base 41 to 847 and encodes 268 amino acids. The record is from RefSeq and is a predicted model, not a curated record.
GGAGCACAUCACUGGAGAUUCUGCUCUCUGGACCCUCACAAUGCUACCCUGGAAAAGGAGCAAGUUUGUGCUGGUGGAGGACGAGGAGAAAUUGAAGCACAAGAGUCUGACUGCAGGCUUAACCUGUAAUUCCAUCAUCUCCUCUUUCAUGCGCUCCUGUCCAGACAUUCUCCCUGACUACUCCUUUGAACGGCUGGGAAGCAUGUUCAAAAGCAAACGUCAGAAAGUGGAGCUGAACAAGGACGCCCCGACUUACACAGUGCGCUAUCUGGGGAACGCCGUGACCCUGAACGCCAAGGGAGAGGGCUGCAUGGAGGACGCGGUCAACACAAUCUGGACCAAAAGCGACUUCGGCAGCCAGAGCACCAAAAUGAAAUUGACUCUGGGACCAAACGGGAUCAGGAUGAGCCACUCCGAAAAGGGAUCUAAAAAACCUGGACACUUCUACCUUUUACACAGGAUUACCUACUGCGCAGCUGACUCCCGGAGACCGAAGAUACUAGCCUGGGUUUACAGGCACCAGAUCAAACACAAGGCAGUGGUGCUUCGGUGCCACGCUGUGCUGGUCACCAAACCAAACAAGGCGAAAGCUAUAGCUCUGACCCUCUAUCAGACUUCCACCUCUGCCUUCAAUGAGUUCAAAAGGCUAAAGAGGCAGAAUGAUUUCAGGCACAGGCAGCAGCAGCUUUUAGGGGAGGACAUUAUUCCCUUGAUGCCCAUUAGGAAACUACUUAAUGGACAGUGCCACUACAGGCCACCAGUGGACAGGAGCAGAAGCGCCCGCAGAUUGAGCUCAAUAUUCGAGGAGGAGGAGGAGGAGGAGGAGGAGAUACAGGAGCACCCCUGAACCAAGCCCCUGACAAACAACGCUUAUAAUGAGAGUAAGCAGCAAAAAAGACUAUGACCUGAAUGCUUGAAGCAUUAGUAGCAACAUCAGGUGCUUAGCAAGGCAUACCAGUGUGACAAGACAGUGCAAAGAGAAGAACGCUACUGUGUAUAAUUAGAUCGUCCUCAGAGUGUUCUGUGCUGUACUCAAGGAUGGGGCAGAUUUCUUUUUUUUAUUAUAUAAAUGUAAUAGUAUACAGAAACAGUGUUUCAUGCAAUGUUUCAAAUACCUUUAAUCUUUUUGUCAUAUGCUCACUGUUUUAAUGCGGUCCAUUUUGUUUUUAGAUUAACUCCCCCUUAACACCCAUCCCAGUCCCUUAACAAGGGGCUUUAGCACAGCAAAGUCUAAAGCGAACUAAUUGUCUUGAAUGUAAUGGUAGUACAGUAUGUCAAAUUGCUGUAUUAUUAUGUCAUAGAUAAUCUAAUACUAAAUCUUGUUUUGGAACUGCUGUUUUACAAUACGUAGCGUUUAACCACAGCAUGUAUGUUUUCUUAAUACUUGGAUUCAAUCACUUUUCAGUGUUAUAUGAGAAUGUUGUGAGAUAUAGAAUACAUUGUUAUAAUCUGUGACUUGUUCAUGUUUGAAAGGAUGUGUAGACUGACAUAUUUAUUACAAAGCAGUUCAUUCUCUCACUUGCGCACCAAGACAUAUUUAUCCAGCCAUUUGACUUCUUGUAAAUGUACAGGCACACAAUACCGGAGUGUUUUAACUCCACAGUGGGAAGGAAGACCUUAUGAGAACAUGUGUAAAUGGAAAUAUAUUGUAUUUGCAUUAUUUAAUAAAAAUGAAGUA